AGCGGACGCGGUUGGAUUGAGGGGGAAAAGAGGGCGGUGGCGCGAGAUGGCGGCGCACUUGUCCUACGGCCGAGUGAACCUGAACGUGCUGCGCGAGGCGGUGCGUCGCGAGCUCCGCGAGUUUCUGGACAAGUGCGCAGGAAGCAAGGCAAUAGUUUGGGAUGAGUACCUCACAGGACCAUUUGGCCUGAUUGCACAGUAUUCACUACUGAAGGAACAUGAAGUGGAAAAAAUGUUUACACUUAAAGGAAGUCGUUUGCCAGCAGCUGAUGUCAAGAAUAUUAUUUUUUUGGUCAGACCCAGGCUAGAAUUGAUGGAUAUAAUUGCUGAAAAUGUGCUCAGUGAAGACAGACGUGGCCCAGCAAGAGAUUUCCACAUUUUGUUUGUGCCACGACGUAGCUUAUUGUGCGAACAGCGGUUGAAGGAUCUGGGUGUUUUGGGAUCCUUUAUUCACAGGGAAGAGUACAGCCUAGAUCUCAUUCCGUUUGAUGGGGAUCUCUUAUCCAUGGAAUCAGAGGGUGCAUUCAAAGAGUGCUACCUGGAGAGCGACCAGACAAGCCUCUACCACGCAGCCAAGGGGCUGAUGACUCUGCAAGCUCUGUAUGGGACGAUCCCCCAGAUCUAUGGGAAAGGAGAGUGUGCCCGGCAAGUGGCCAAUAUGAUGAUCAGGAUGAAGAGAGAAUUUACUGGAAGCCAGAAUUCAAUAUUUCCUGUUUUUGAUAAUCUCUUGUUGCUGGAUCGAAACGUGGAUUUAUUAACGCCUCUUGCCACUCAGCUUACAUACGAAGGACUCAUUGAUGAAAUUUAUGGCAUUCAGAACAGUUACGUGAAAUUACCUCCAGAGAAAUUUGCACCCAAGAAACAGGGCGAUGGUGGUAAGGAUCUCCCCACGGAAGCAAAGAAGCUUCAGCUGAAUUCUGCAGAGGAGCUCUACGCUGAGAUCCGAGAUAAGAACUUCAACGCGGUGGGCUCCGUGCUCAGCAAGAAAGCCAAGGUGAUCUCUGCAGCUUUUGAGGAAAGGCACAAUGCUAAGACAGUUGGGGAGAUCAAGCAGUUUGUUUCCCAGUUGCCCCACAUGCAGGCAGCAAGAGGCUCACUUGCAAACCACACCUCGAUCGCGGAGUUAAUCAAAGAUGUUACUACUUCUGAAGACUUCUUUGAUAAAUUAACAGUGGAGCAGGAGUUUAUGUCUGGAAUAGACACUGAUAAGGUCAACAGUUACAUUGAGGACUGUAUUGCCCAAAAGCAUCCUCUGAUCAAGGUGUUGAGACUCGUUUGCCUCCAAUCCGUGUGCAAUAGUGGACUCAAACAAAAAGUUUUGGAUUAUUACAAAAGAGAAAUUCUCCAGACGUACGGCUACGAGCACAUAUUGACCUUGUACAACCUGGAGAAGGCUGGCCUGCUGAAACCACAGAUGGGGGGCAGAAACAACUACCCAACCAUCCGGAAAACGUUACGCCUCUGGAUGGAUGACGUAAAUGAACAAAAUCCCACAGACAUAUCCUACGUGUAUAGUGGUUAUGCCCCUCUCAGUGUGCGACUGGCCCAGCUGCUUUCCCGGCCUGGCUGGCGGAGUAUCGAGGAAGUUCUCCGCAUACUUCCAGGGCCCCACUUUGAAGAACGGCAGCCAUUGCCCACGGGACUGCAAAAGAAACGUCAACCAGGAGAAAACCGAGUCACUCUGAUAUUUUUCCUCGGGGGUGUAACUUUUGCUGAAAUUGCUGCCCUGCGAUUUCUCUCCCAGUUGGAAGAUGGAGGUACAGAAUAUGUAAUUGCCACCACUAAACUCAUGAAUGGGGCCAGCUGGAUAGAGUCUCUCAUGGAAAAACCUUUCUAGGGCAUUCCAAGUAGACUUAACAAGUGAACUGCAGGAUAAACUGCCCCUUUGAAGAAGUUGCUGGAAGGAAGUGCAACCCCAUAGAGGAAUAACAAGAAUACAGAACUUACUUUGGGGUCAGCUUCUUAAAUUAUACUACUUCCCUUUCUGCUUCUCUUUUGUGUUCCUAAUUUCUUGAACAAGAAGAAUAGAAGAGAAUCAACCUGGUUAGAAGAAACACCAGUUUUUCAUGUUCUAAGCUCAGGAUCUUCAUUAGAGAUCUCUGGAAGCAUAUUAAGGAUCAUGGGGCUGGAUAAUCUAUAUAGCUGCACAGAUGGGACCAGUUCUUAAUAAGAAGGCAAGGACUGAGGAGGUAAAAAUGAAAAUAAAAGUGGAA
This is a messenger RNA of Ceratotherium simum simum (southern white rhinoceros), 2213 nucleotides long. RefSeq names its product VPS33A core subunit of CORVET and HOPS complexes (gene VPS33A). Gene Ontology annotation, biological process: vesicle-mediated transport. NCBI's taxonomy places the organism in Eukaryota, Metazoa, Chordata, Mammalia, Perissodactyla, Rhinocerotidae. The record is from RefSeq and is a predicted model, not a curated record.